UAACUGCUGCAGCUUGACAAGAAUAUUACGCAAAAUUCGAACAAAUUAUCAAACAUGAAAGAAAACCUCACAAAAUAGUUCUAGAGAAAGCUACCAGAAUUGAAAAAACAACAAAACUUAACAAAAAACCGAAAAAAUACUGAUUAAACUUUAUUGUUUGUUAAGCCUGCGAAAUCGAGGUAUUUCAUCCCUAAGCCUCAUCCAGCCAUUACAGCAUCCCGCAAAGUUUCCUGCUGAAUUCCGCAACAUGCUGUCAGCGUAGCUGAAAACCAGUGGAAACUUGACAUUCAACAGAUCAAUAACAACCCCCCAGCUGAUUUCUGUUGUUAAACGCGCCCUUGUCGCUUGUGGUCGAGGAAUCCGAAUUAAAAAAGCGCAAAAACCAAAUCAGAGUGCGAAUAAGUGGAAGCUUAACUAAGCUUGAAUCAGUGAAAAUCGACGAUGAAAAGCAUGUCUUUAGAAGAGGAUGUGCACGAGGAGUUUAAGGGCGGAACUUUGCGAUUCAACAAGAGCGGCGAGCAACAGUCUGCUGGUUCAUCAGGUUUGCGGGAAAAUUUUAGGGAAAACAAGGGCGGCAUUAGCAAGACUGAUAGCACGUCGAGCAAUAGCAGCAGUUGCAUGUGGAAGGGACUUCCUUUGCCUUUGCCAUCGCCAUUAAAUUCACUUUCCAGCAAAAUAAGUGAAACCUUAUGGAGCACUAAACCAAAAGACCCAAGUCCAGUGCUAGAAAAACAGGCUCCAAUCCAGACUCUGCCGCCUCGAAUCAACAUCGAGCAGGACGCCAACAAUUUCUUCACCUAUCGGGAUGGAGUUGCUGAAAAGGCCGCCAUCGAAUGUGCAGCCGAAUUUCUCGAUAUAGAAAACGAAGGUCCUGUAAUUGAGUCAUUUCUCCUCACUCAAAUCAACCAUUGGGACACGGACAAAGAGCGGCUGAUUUUACUCACUCCCCGAGUCCUGCUGGUUGUUAAAUACGACUUCAUUGCUUUGAAGCGGCUCAGCUACAAGAAAUUACCCUUGGAAGACAUCGAAGCCAUUAUUAUAGGCGAUUUAACUUAUCCCAAUGGCUCAUUGAUUCCCAAAAUUAAUGGAUGGGCAGACGGCAUUUCGAGCCUAUGGGAAAAUUGCUUUACUAAACCAUCAUCCAACGACAAUCAGCAAAGUCAAUCAUUUUCAUCGCCCACUAGUAUGUUUUGUAGGGACCGAAACAUGAAGGGCAUUCGCAUUCUGUUCGGCAAAGGCAAACCGAUAAAACUGUCUUCGAAGUGGAACCCUUUUACCGAAGACCUGCCCAUAUGGACCUUCACUUAUCAUCCCCUAUACUUCCAUAAGGGCUGUACCGAUGAGAGCCUAAGGAAAACUUACGACCUGGACUACUUUGUGGAAACAUUCUGCAAAACCUGCAUGGAAAUGGGAAUCAAAAACUACGAAUCGCGCAUUUUACAUUCGCACAUUCUGCUGCAAAACUAUGUGGGCUUUGGGGCGAUCAUCCACAAUCGACACGAUCUGGGCUUUUUCAAAGUCAGAGGCAAGUUCAGCUUUUGAAUGCGCUUCACUUCAGCGAACUUUAAAUGUGAUAUUUGUUUGGUCAAUUAUUGAAUGUUGCGGCUUAAAGGCCCGUAUAAAUAUGCGUGCCAGGGCAAGUUUAGCGUUGAAAAUCAACCUUCAAACUUAGUCUGGCCGAAAAAUCAUGCAUAAUGUUCAGUUCCUUACUUUUACACGUGAUUACAGAAUACGAAACAUAUAAAUAUAAAUAUAUAAAUAUUAUACAUUAAGUAUAUUUGUGCCAGGCAAUCAUAUAUAUUUUAUUAUAGUCAUUAUUGAUAUUGAUAGUAACUAUUUCCAGUUUUUUAUAUACAAACUAUAUACCGAAUUUAACACGAAACUAUUGAGAUACAUAUCAUUCUUAUGAACUAUAGCCUACUAUCUAAAGGGAAGGAAACUUUGAAAUUUUGUAAAGCAACAGCUAAGUCACUCUAGAAUAGGAAGGUGCUUAAUAUUGUCUGUUAUGAGAACGAGUUUGGGACUGGAUCGAAACUGCUUUUAUUUUCUAAAAAUGAUCGACUUUUCGACCUUUUUUGGGGGUAUCCAAACGAGCGAGUCAUUUCCAACUGAAUGCAGAAUUAGAAAAUAGUCGUUGUUUCCAGAAAAAUAGCAAUCGCAUCGUUUUUUUUUCUGAAAAGGAUCAAAUGUUUGCCUAAUUUUCUCGGACAGACCAACAAUUUGAUUUUUAAAACCGAUAGCUGUACAUUCCAGAAACAAAUGCAAAUUAUCUUUUUUGUUUCCAUCUGAAUGUAGAAUCAGAAAAUAAUUUUCGCUUGCCGACAAAGCAAUGGCGUGCUCCGUUUUUGUGUCUGAAAUAUAUCAGUUUCGUUAAUUUUUUCGGACAAUCGAACGGUCUUCGACUUUUUUUUCGGGCAAAAAGCCCAAAAGCACGUUUUGCCCUCAAUCAAGUGGGGAAUUAUAAAAUGAUUUUUGUUUGCAGAGAAAACUUUGAUGUCCGCCGUUUUUUUCGAUCAGUCUCAAAUGUUUUGUCAUUUUUUUUCGGACUAUCCAAAGGUUUUUGUUCUUUGAAUCAGACACUGGGUAUUUUAGCAAAACACUCAAAGGAACUUUUCUGUUCCCAACUGAAUCUAAAAUUCGAAGAUAAUUUUUUGCAUUGCAAGCUGGUACAGUUUUUUUCUGAAAUAUAUCAAAUAUUAAAUAAAGUUUACACUAACGGUUUUAAUUUUUUUAUUCAAAAUCAGUGAAUUUUACUAUAAAAUCCUACUGGAACUUUUUUGUUCCCAACUAAUGGAGAACUAGAAAAUAACUUGUGUUUUCAGAAAAACCAUUGGCGUACACCGUUUAUUUUUUUCUGAAAAGUAUGAAAAAUGUUAAUUUUCUCGAACAGUCCAACGUAAAAACAGUACAUUUUUGCAAAAUGCUUGUUUGCAGAAGAACCAAAAGCGUGCACCGUUUUCCUGUCUGGACAAUAACCUUCAAUAUAGCAAAAAGGAACAAAACGUUGGUGAUUUUUAGAAAAUAAUAGUAUGUAGUUUCAAUCCAGGCCCGAACCUGCUCUGAGAAGAGACAAUACUAUUUCCAUUGCUCCUUUUGUUUUGAGGAAACAUCACGAUUUUUUUUAAAUCUGGCAACUUUAGAGUGAUUUAGUUUUGUCGUGUUCUGUAAUGACUUAAUAUAUCCACAUUAGAUAUCAAUGUUAAAUUUGUAUGUGUCUAUAGCCAUAAAACUAUAUAACUAUAUCAGUGUGGGCUGUUAGAGUAGACAAAGCUAUAUACAGGGUGUUAAAUAUUUUCGAAAAUGUCAGGAUUAUUUGAAAUAACAAUGGAGUUGUAGGCCUAAACAGUGUCCAAUGCAAUUGACCCCUAAAAAUUCAACGAUUAAAUUUAGGCGGUAUGCAACUCAUUGCAUUCAUUUUCUCCUUAGCGACUAAAUGAUACCUACUUUAUAUAAAUUACCUAAUCAUAGCACAGUAGCAAAUUAUCGUACCUACCGACUAAGGAAAUUUGUAAGAAGAUAUUUUCAAGUAUCUACCAAACACAUUAUAUACAUUAUUUUAUAUAAGUUUUACAAAAAGCUACAACCCCCGGCCGCUAACGAGUCAAUUCUGAGCUAAAGAUUACCCGUAUUUAUAGGAUAUUAUGUAAUACUCUGGCUUAUCAGCUAGCCAUAGCAUUCAUAUGGAUUUUAGUUAUAGUUUACAUUGUUUAAACAGUGGUAUUAUUUUUUAUAACCAAUAUUGAAUACACUAAUCCAAAACGA
This is a messenger RNA of Dendroctonus ponderosae (mountain pine beetle), 3762 nucleotides long. Its product is annotated as tumor protein p63-regulated gene 1 protein. The coding region runs from base 442 to 1542 and encodes 366 amino acids. The record is from RefSeq and is a predicted model, not a curated record. Gene Ontology annotation, cellular component: cytoplasm. The transcript is spliced from 6 exons. Lineage: Eukaryota; Metazoa; Arthropoda; Insecta; Coleoptera; Curculionidae.